UUGCGACGUCCUUACAGAACCCUGAGCGGUGGCUGCAAAUCUGCUUUCCGCCACGUCGAACCGACUGAAUACCAGCCACGACUGCUUCAUUUUCGACUUACCGGACGCCGUCAUGUCGCAAUUAGCGAAGUUACCAGGUCGCGGAAGUCACUUCGUUCUGACGACGUCUUCAUUUUGGACCUCGGUCUGACAGCCUUGCAGUGGAACGGUCGCGUUUGCAAUAAGGAAGAACGAGUUAGGGCUGCCCAGUUUCUUCAGCAACUAGAGUCGGAAAGAAACGGGCGCUGCAAGACAGAGGUCUUGGACGAAGCUGAUCUGCGUAAAGACCACGAAUUCUACAAACAUCUAACCGACGAGGAAGCUCGCAAGAAACCAGAGUUCGCUGUCCACGAAAAGUCGCUGUACAGGACAUAA
This is a messenger RNA of Protopolystoma xenopodis, 414 nucleotides long. NCBI's taxonomy places the organism in Eukaryota, Metazoa, Platyhelminthes, Monogenea, Polystomatidea, Polystomatidae. The record is from the annotation of a GenBank genome assembly.